AUGCAAUAUACUCAAGGAACAAUUGAUUAAAUGAUAAAAAAUAAAAAAAAAUUACCUUCGCCUGUUCAAAUUAUAAAUGUCUUAGAGUAUGAAAGAUUUGAUACAUUUAUUUUAUAAAAAUGUGAAAUACAUGAUGGGAUUAAGUCUGAAAAAAUUUAUUUAAUAUUAAAUGAAUGUUUGAGCGAAUAAGAAAUUAAAGACCAAAAGCCUUUUAUUCAAAUUGAAGAUUAUAAAUUGUAAGAUGGUUUUUUAGUGGUAGGGAAAUAUAAGGAAGGUAUGAAUAAUAAUGUUAAUGAUCUUAGUUUCAUACUUACCCUUCAAAGAAUCAAAUAUCAAAUUUCAAGAAGGGGCUCAAAAUUGGAAGGAUUUGAAGUUGAACAAAUUUUCAGAUUUAAUAAAAGAUAAUUACUAUAAUAUAAAAGUCACUUUAAAGGAUUCAGCUGAAAAGUACACUUUUGAUGGUACGAUUUACUUAAUUUUAACUUUAAAUGAUUCUUUAAGUCCACAAUCAAUCAAAGGCUUAAUAUUUAUUAAUCAGGUAGGAAUGGAUGCUUAUUCAGACUUUAAAAGUUUGCUAGUAAAUGAGGUAGAAUAUGUUUUAGAGAACGUAAGAGUUGACACAUAUAAAAACAGCAAUAGAAUAUAUUUUGCUGAAACAACCAAAGUAAAAGUCAUACCUUCAUCAAUAAAAUGGUUUAAGUUCAAUGAGAUUAAUUUUCAAAUGAUUGGAAAAAAUUGCAAUUUAAUAGGUUAUAUUUACAAGAUUGACCAGUUAAAAUAAAUCUCAGCCAACCUUAAAAUGAGGAAAAUUACAAUUUUUGAUCUGGAUUCUUGCAAAGUAAAGAUAGUUGUCUGGGGUUAAUUAGCUGAAAAGUUGGAUUUACAAGAAAAUACAACUUUAGGGUUUCAGAACUUAGUCGUUAAAGAAUAUUAAAACAAAAUUCAGCUCUAGUUAAAUUAUAAAACAAGAAUCAUCUCCAAUAUAACCAGUUAAAUUUAAAUAUAGAAUUUUAGUGAAUAAAUUGAUUAAAUUGAUAAGAGAUCCAGGUUUUAUAAGAUGAAAUUUACAGAUCUAAGGAGGAUUCAAAAUGAUUUCAAAUAAACUUCUGAUCUUAAUUUUAUUAACUACUAUAGAAUUAUAAGUUCUAUUGUCAGCAUUUAAGAGAUUGAUUAAAUUUCAGCUAGAAAUACAACUUUACAGUUUCUUGUUGGUCUUAGAGACAAAUCUCAAACUGAUUUAGCAGUAAAAGCUAAUAAUAACAAAUUUAUAAAAGGGAUUUUAAGUAUAUAUAUUCAAAAAGUUAGAUUUGACGAACGAAGAACUAAAAGCAUUGUAGGAAAAACCUUAGAAAUUUGACUUAAGCAAGUUAUUAAGGGAAACUUAGAAUAAAGUGUUUGAUUUCAUUAUAAUUGGACAGAAUGUAGAAGUAAAUAAUGAAAUAAAACCGAAAUUUCAAUUGGUUAAAAUCAUGCCAGAUGAAGGCAAUAUUAUUGAUGAAAUUUAAAAAAAGAUCAAGCCAAAUUGA
Paramecium octaurelia is the source of this 1526-nucleotide messenger RNA. NCBI's taxonomy places the organism in Eukaryota, Ciliophora, Oligohymenophorea, Peniculida, Parameciidae. The record is from the annotation of a GenBank genome assembly.